CGUUGCUCGCCGCUCAUGUGCAGGACUUUACUCCGUGUGCACUAUCUACUACCGUUUUUCUUGCUUCUGACAUUAAACAUGAAAUGACUGAAUGGCGGGUGUCGUAAGUCAGGCGAAUGAAGGCGAUCUGCAGGCCCAAAUCGAAGAGGUGGAGGCUUUGUCCUCCAUCUACGGUGAUGAGUGGUGUGUGAUUGAUGAAGCAUCCAUGAUAUUUUGCAUCAAAAUAUCCAGCAGCUCAGACGAGCCAAAACUCACAGUGUGUUUACAGAUAAUUCUUCCAAAUGGUUAUCCAAGCACAGCUCCACCCAUCUACCAGAUCAAUGCAGCGUGGUUGCGAGGCCCUGAGAGGGCCAAAUUGGCAAACAGCCUUGAAGACCUUUAUGUGGAACACGCAGGGGAGAGCAUCCUCUACCUAUGGGUGGAACAAAUUAGAGAUUUUCUUGUGGAGAAAUCCCAGAGUUCUGAUGCAGUUCCUCAGCCAGAAAAAAGGAACAUGACAGCCGAAGAAGAAGUGGAUGAUGAUGAAGACAUACCGGAUUUGAGGACUCUUAAACUGAACACAGAUAAUGAGCAUCUCUUCCUGAGUCAGUCCGACGAUGACGAGCUACCUCCAAUAAAACAUGGAAAUGCCAUAACGGACCGUCGCAGUACUUUCCAGCCUCAUUUGGCUCCUGUGGUAACGCCCAGACAGGUUAAAAUGGUUUUGGAGAAGCUUUAUGAAAACAAGAAAUUUGCAAGUGCCACUCAUAAUAUUUAUGCAUUCAGGAUUUACUGUGAGGACAAGCAGAGCUUCCUGCAUGACUGUGAGGACGAUGGAGAAACGGCCGCCGGGGGGAGAUUGCUCCAUUUACUGCAGAUUCUGGAUGUGCGUAAUGUCAUGGUGGUGGUCUCCCGUUGGUAUGGAGGUAUUUUGUUGGGUCCUGACCGCUUCAAACACAUCAACAACUGUGCCAGAAACAUCCUGGUGGAGGAGGGAUACGUUGGCUCUACGGAUGAAGCCUCCAACACCCGGGUGAAGACCAAAAGGCCAAAAGGCAAGAAGACGAAGUGAUCGAUUUUUUUCACAGAUUAUCAAGAAUGUUUUAUGGUUAAAUAAUUAAAAACUUGCUGUAACAAAGGUUCCCCCCAAUCAGAAAAAGAAUAAAUACUUUUUUGAAAUUCUAAAUAAAUGAUUGUGAUAAUA
Messenger RNA from Salarias fasciatus (jewelled blenny), 1183 nucleotides. RefSeq names its product impact RWD domain protein (gene impact). The transcript has 11 exons. Gene Ontology annotation, biological process: GCN2-mediated signaling; regulation of translational initiation. NCBI's taxonomy places the organism in Eukaryota, Metazoa, Chordata, Actinopteri, Blenniiformes, Blenniidae. The record is from RefSeq and is a predicted model, not a curated record. The coding region runs from base 92 to 1051 and encodes 319 amino acids. Gene Ontology annotation, molecular function: protein binding. Gene Ontology annotation, cellular component: cytoplasm.